Messenger RNA from Daphnia magna, 2658 nucleotides. Its product is annotated as tRNA-uridine aminocarboxypropyltransferase 1. Gene Ontology annotation, cellular component: nucleus. Gene Ontology annotation, molecular function: tRNA-uridine aminocarboxypropyltransferase activity. Gene Ontology annotation, biological process: tRNA modification. Lineage: Eukaryota; Metazoa; Arthropoda; Branchiopoda; Diplostraca; Daphniidae. The record is from RefSeq and is a predicted model, not a curated record.
GCAGACGAAGGCAUAACUUGAAAGAAGAAAGGCACACGUUAACAAUCAGCGUAGAACUCACUAACUUACAAAUCGUUUUCGUGAAACUUGUCCCUCCAUUUAGCAAGUUGGAAAUAGUUCCUUUUAUAAUUAAUUGAAAAUGGAAACGAGAUCUACCGAACCAACACACGGAAGAUCUGAUAUAGCUGAAGUUUACAGGAAUAAGCACACGGGGCGCAAGUUCAAAAAUCCACGCACUGCUCAUCGCAGUAUUUUCUCUACUUCAAUGGCUAGAUGUGAUUCCCAGGAACCUUUCUCUGGCCUCAAAAUAUCCAGCACCACAUUCCUUGAUGAGAUAGAGAGAAGAGGCAACUGUGAAAAUUGUGGCAAAUCAAGAAAGUUUUUUUGUUAUACAUGCUAUAUACCGCUGCCAGAAAUUAAAGAAUUAAUUCCCUAUAUACCAAGCUUACCGUGCCAUAUAGAUGUUAUCAAGCAUCCAAAUGAGCAUGAUGGAAAAAGCACAUCUAUUCAUGCUGCUGUAGUUUCCCCGCAUAUGGUGAAGAUUUACACCUUCCCUAACUUUCCAGAUUACAGCAUGGAAGAUGGUGUGGUGCUGGUUUAUCCUUGUGAAGGAGCCGUCCCUAUGACAACUAUGGUGGCUAGCAGAGCGUCUGAAAUAAAAAAAAUGAUUUUUAUUGAUUCAACAUGGGCACAAUCCAAGCAAAUUUACAAGGAUCCCCGUUUAAAAGCCUUGCCUUGUGUCAUUUUACGGACGCGGAAGUCACUUUUCUGGCGAUAUCAGCUAGGCAAACCUGACAGUUAUUUGGCUACAAUUGAAGCUAUCUACGACGCCGUCGUGAAUCUGGAGGAACGCAGACGCGGAAAUGAUGAAGCCAGCAGCUAUGAUGGGAGCUACGACAAUCUGCUCUUUUUCUUUCGCUACUUCUAUGAGAAAAUGAAUGAUUUGUACUUUAACAAAUCACCAACUGCCUGACACGUGGACCCCAUAUGGGUUGUGAGCCCACCUUAUCAAUCCAUUACAUAGUCCAAAUUCAAAGUCUGUCUACAUCAAACGUUUUGCUAUUCAAAAUCUUCGUCAAGCAGAAAGAUCCUGAUAAGGCACAUGGUUCGUGUAUUUGUGGCAUUUCGGUGAUGAAUAAUCACUUGCGAUCUAUUGUCCUAUCCUUCAAUUCUAUCUGUACUCGACCGAUUGUAGGCGAUUCAUUGCGGCGCGUGGUGACUACGUGGGUUACCCGUGGACGAAUCAACUAAACGAAAACAGCCAAUCCCGCACCCAGGAAACAAAUCUCUUAAGCUGAUGCAAUAUGCCCUACAACCCGGCAAGACCAAACGUGGAAGAAGCAAGCACGAUUGCACUUUGGCCCCCAGGCUCCUCUGAUAUAUCCAAGAGCAAUGUCUAACAGAGAUCUACUUAGGCCACAAGCUAUUUGAUCAGACUUUUUUUUUAUCAACAACGGCACAUCUUUCAUCAAUGCGGUGGCACGUGACCGCCCUCGCCGCCGUCUGGCUCAUCGUUAUGGGUUGGUGCGGUAGCGUUGUGAUAGGGCAGCCGGUCGGUGGAUUUCAGCAUCAGCCGCAUCAUCCUCAAGUAGGACAAAGCAUUCCCGAAAUGUGGGCUUUGUUGGAUCCCGCAGACGGAUCAGCCGACACAUCUAAGGAUGGAAACAACCUACAUGGAGACCUUUAUUAUUUUCCCGCCAUUCCCAUCAUGAAGCGACAGCAGAAUUUAGAAGACGAUUCCGGCUGGCAAUCUCAGGACCGUUCGAAACGCCAGAGCCAAUCCAAUAGCGGCUCAUCCGGCAAUCAUCACUCGCAGUUAUCCAUCAUUAGUCCGAUUGAAGCUUUACGCAGUCGGCUGCGAUUGGAAAUGCUUCGUCGUCAAUAUGGCAAUCAAAUCAAACAGAACCAGGACAAGCUCGAAAGAGUCGGUAAACGCCGCAAGAGGAGCAAUCUAGUCGACUCCGCUGACGGAUCGGAUGAGGAAUGGAUGAGCCAGUCAGCGGUACUAGCAUCAGCGAUCAAAGCACCAUAACAACUCUUGACCAGAACGGGCCAAGAGCUAACACAAACACACACCAAGAGAUUUAGUACCUAGGAGAUACACGGCAGGACUGAUAACCCAUUGCAAAGACGGAAUAGAGAGGAACGCGACAAAACUUUUAAUGUAUACAAGGAUCAAGGAAUGAGGUUCAAAUCGACGAGGAUAAUCAUGUAUUUCUCCCAACUACCAUCUUCUCAACACCUUGACAUUUGUUCUUCUUUUUAACCAUGUUACUGCACGGUUCCACGUCUCUGAAAACAAAAACAAAAACAAAAACAAGACAAAAAACAAAAAACAAAAAAAAAAGGAAAGGAAAACAUCUAUUUGACUCACAGCCCCCCUUUAUUUUCCCUAUAUAUAUAUAUAUAUUGAACGACAAACUGAUUGAAUAUGCGCGCCCAUUCUCUUUGUGAGCAGAAAAUUUUAAAGACGACAAAAAAUGGAAUCCAUCGACAGAUUAUUACUUAUACAAUGUUGUAAGCCUCCGUCAUUGUUGCUAACAUAAGAAUACGAUAUAUGUUAUUCCUCUUUGUGCUGAAUCAGUAUUUCACCUACACCGUAAUUAAAUGCUUUUCCUUUCGGUGUUUCUUUAUCCGAUAGUACAUGUUUAAAAUUCA